CUCAUCAACGAUUCAACGCGCUCACUUUCAAAAGGUGCCCUCGACCUUCAUGCCAUUGCCCACAACAACAUCCCUAAAGCACCCCGGAAAGCGACAUGAUGACCGUAGACGCAUCCAAAAAGCUCACCGUCGAUGAAUACGACAAGCUCUCCGAAUCCGAACGUACAGAAUACGACGCCGCCCGCAAGAAGCUCGAGGAGGACGAACAGAGUGCCCUCCCAUACAAAUGGCGCCAAACCCUCCAAGACGUGGACGUGACCGUGCAGCUGCCAAAAGGGACCCGCGGGCGUGAUCUGGCUGUUACGAUUGGGAAAAGAUCGCUGAAAGUUGGGUUGAAGGGUGCUGAGCCUAUCAUGGAGGGAGAGCUAUGCAACGACAUAAAGCUGGAGGAGAGCACAUGGCUGAUUGAAAACGGAGAACUAGAAAUCCACCUCGAAAAGAUCAACAAGAUGGAGUGGUGGAAGCACGUCCUGACACAUCACCCCGCAAUCGACACAACGAAGAUCCAGCCUGAGAACUCGAAAUUGGGCGACUUGGAUGGCGAGACGAGGGGGAUGGUUGAGAAGAUGAUGUUCGACCAACAGCAGAAACAGAUGGGUAAACCAACCAGCGACGAGCAAAAGAAGGCAGAGAUGCUGAAGAAGUUCCAGGAUGCGCACCCCGAAAUGGACUUCAGCCAAGCAAAGUUCGCCUAAACGAUAGCGGGAGUUACGCGCAUCGAGUGUAAAUAGGGGAAAUAGGUUUAGGUCAGAGUAUUCAGAAUAUAUUUGGUAGCUGUAACUACCAGUCUCAAUC
This is a messenger RNA of Fimicolochytrium jonesii, 795 nucleotides long. RefSeq names its product putative nudC protein. The record is from RefSeq and is a predicted model, not a curated record. Gene Ontology annotation, cellular component: cytoplasm. The coding region runs from base 96 to 695 and encodes 199 amino acids. Lineage: Eukaryota; Fungi; Chytridiomycota; Chytridiomycetes; Spizellomycetales; Powellomycetaceae. The transcript has 6 exons. Gene Ontology annotation, biological process: protein folding.